GCCAGACCCAGGGGAGUGGCUUCAGUUUAAAAAAAAAGAAAAAGAAAGAAAAAGCAUAGCUGUGAAGGAGAAUAGUGAACGCUGUUCAAAAGUUUAUUUCCCCUGCGCGGGUUGUUGUACAGCGAGCCCCCUUCCCACCAUUGGCAUCCUCCUUGGAAGGAUCGAGGCCGACCCCUGCCCAAACAGGACCUUGGAUCGACCUCAGGAGGUAAUGAUCCAGCGUUAGCACUGCAUUGCUCAUGAUGAUGUCCGGACUGCCGGAAGCCUUGAGCCGGCUGAGAGCAAAUUCUCUCCGCAGUUGCUUCAGCCUGGCAGGGCCCUCAGAGUCCACCAUGGUUGCUGUACCCAUUGAUAUCGACAAGGAUGAAGUUCGGAUCCUCAAGGUUUGUUUCCAUAGCAACAGCUUCAACAUGGGCAAGAACUUCAAACUGGUGAAAUGUACAGUCAUGACGGAGAUACGGGAAGUAAUAAAGUCAAUUCUACAGAGUGGAAGAAUUGGUCCUGAUAUACAGCUUGCUGAGUGUUAUGGAUUACGCCUGAAGCAUGUGAAAUCGGACGAGAUCCACUGGCUUCAUCCAGACAUGACAGUUGGUGAAGUCCAGGACAAAUAUGAAUGUUUGCACCUUGAGGCUGAAUGGAGGUAUGACCUCCAGGUCCGCUACCUCCCUGAAGAUUAUAUUGAACGUUUCCAAGAGGACCGGACAACGCUUCUGUACUUCUACCAACAGCUCCGAAGUGAAUACAUGCAACUUUAUGCAAGCAAAGUGAGUGAGGGGAUGGCCCUACAGCUAGGCUGCCUGGAGCUUAGGAGAUUCUACAAGGAUAUGCCCCACAACGCUUUAGACAAGAAGUCCAACUUUGAAUUCCUGGAGAAGGAAGUGGGACUGGACUUGUUCUUUCCUAAGCAGAUGCAAGAAAGCUUGAAGCCAAAGCAGUUCCGCAAGAUGAUUCAGCAGACUUUCCAGCAGUAUGCGCUCUUGAGAGAGGAAGAAUGCAUCAUGAAGUUCCUUGGCACACUCUCCACCUUCGCCAACAUUGAUCAAGAAAGCUAUCGCUGUGAGUUGAUUCAAGGAUGGAAUAUCACUGUGGACCUGGUGAUCGGCCCAAAAGGCAUCCGGCAGAUGACAAGUAAAGAAGCAAAGCCCACUUGCUUGGCUGAAUUCAAGCAGAUCAAAUCCAUAAAAUGUACCACUGUGGAGGAAGGCAGAGCGUUGCUGCAGCUUGGUCUUACUGGGAACCCCCAGUCCUUGACUAUUAAAACAUCCUCCCUGGCUGAGGCAGAGAACAUGGCUGACUUAAUAGAUGGCUACUGCAGGCUGCAGGGAUGCUUAGAUACCUCCCUCAUCAUCCGACCCAACAGAGAGAAUGACAAGAGGAUCAGUCUGCCUCAGGUGCCAAUACAGCAUAUAGAAGAAAAAAGAUCCACACUGACAGAGAGCUUCAGCGGAGAUUCUGACAUUUAUGCUGAGAUUCCAGAUGAAGCAUCCAGACCCAAAUCUGGAGCCCAACAGUUUGUGAUUUCUCGAGAAGAUGUUUCCCUGGGCAGGAUCCUGGGAGAAGGUUUCUUUGGAGAAGUCUAUGAAGGUGUCUUCCUCAAUGAGAGUGGAGAGCGGGUUAGUGUUGCUGUGAAAACCUGCAAGAAAGAUUGCACUGCUGAGAACAAGGAGAAGUUCAUGAGUGAAGCAAUGCUCAUGAAAAAGAUGGACCAUCCCCACAUUGUGAAACUUAUUGGCAUCACGGAGGAGGAGCCAACAUGGAUUGUUAUGGAACUCUAUCCUUAUGGAGAGCUGGGACACUACCUCGAGCAGAACAAGGCCAACCUGAAGGUGCAGACCCUUAUCCUGUAUACCUUGCAAAUUUGCAAAGCCAUGGCUUACCUGGAGGCUUUCAACUGUGUGCACAGGGACAUUGCAGUCCGUAAUGUGCUGGUGGCUUUGCCGGAGUGUGUCAAACUAGGAGAUUUUGGUCUUUCCAGAUACAUUGAGGAUGACGAGUAUUACAAAGCAUCAGUGACUCGCCUACCCAUCAAGUGGAUGGCUCCAGAGUCAAUCAACUUUCGCCGUUUCACUUCUGCCAGUGAUGUCUGGAUGUUUGCUGUUUGCAUGUGGGAGAUCCUUAGCUAUGGCAAACAGCCUUUCUUCUGGUUGGAGAACAAAGAUGUCAUUGGCGUACUGGAGAAAGGAGACCGUCUCCCCAAGCCAGAUGCCUGUCCACCUAUCCUUUAUGCUCUGAUGACACGCUGUUGGGAUUAUGACCCCAAUGACAGGCCCAAAUUCAAAGAGUUGGUCUGUAGUUUAAGUGACAUUUACCAGAUGGAGAAGGAGAUAGCACGGGAACAAGAGAAGAAUAAUCGCCGCCGCCCCCCCAAAAUUAUGGAGCCUCCCUCUUUCCAAGAGCCUCCUCCAAAGCCCAGCAGACCAAAGUACAAGCCACCUCCUCAGACCAAUUUACUGGCCCCCAAACUGCAGUUCCAGGUGCCCGAGGGUCUGUGUGCCAGCUCACCAACGCUCACCAGUCCCAUCGAGUACCCAUCACCUGUCAACUCUCUGCAUACCCCACCUCUCAACAGACACAAUGUCUUCAAGCGCCACAGCAUGAGGGAGGAGGAUUUCCUUAGGCCCAGUAGCCGGGAAGAAGCCCAGAAACUGUGGGAGAUGGAACGGGCUAAAAUGCGUCAGCUCCUCGAUAAACAGCAGAAGCAGAUGGUGGAGGACUAUCAGUGGCUUCGGCAGGAGGAAAAAGCUUUGGACCCCAUGGCUUCUGUGAAGAGCAAUUCUAACCCCCCAGUAAGUUUACUCAAUGAGUCACCUUCCCUGGCAUCACUGUCCAACCUCUGCUCUCUAAACUCUUUCAUCGCCUUUAUCUCUUCUGCUGACAAUUUCAAAACCAGAUAAAGUCUGAAAAACAAUCAUAGAAAUUAGCCAGUGACUGAAUCAAGUUAUCAUGGGUAGAAAACGCAACAGAAUAUCCAAACGAAUUCUUUUCACACAAAACAGCCACAGGAUAUUUAUUAUUUUGAUUCAGCAGCAGGGUUUCCUUCUCAGCAUUUCCCUGAUUUAGAAGUGUGUUUCCCCAAAUUAUGAGCACCUAAAUAAAAAUAAUUAUAUUGCACUUUUUCACAGGUCUUACUUUUUCAACUAUUGGACAGUAGGUUGGUGAGAAGGUUGCAGGUC
Messenger RNA from Notechis scutatus (mainland tiger snake), 3173 nucleotides. The record is from RefSeq and is a predicted model, not a curated record. NCBI's taxonomy places the organism in Eukaryota, Metazoa, Chordata, Lepidosauria, Squamata, Elapidae.